Molecule: messenger RNA, 775 nt
Organism: Drosophila mojavensis
Lineage: Eukaryota; Metazoa; Arthropoda; Insecta; Diptera; Drosophilidae
Exons: 3
Coding region: 382-654 (90 amino acids)
Source: RefSeq, a predicted model, not a curated record
GUCAGAGCGAGCAGCACGUACAGCUGCAGCUGGCAGCGCCUCAGGCCGAGCAGCAAGCGGCUGUGGUUCAGCUGCACCAGGUAGAGCCAGCGUCCAAGUUGAGACACUCCCACAAUUGCAAGAGAAACCAGCACAGAGUCAGAGGCGUCGCCACUGUAGCUACACCCUCGACUGCCCCGCUUGGCACAGCGAGCGCUACGCCACUGGCUUGGGCCAGCAAUUGCUUGGCUGUGAUUUCAUGGCACAGCAAUUCACACUGCCAUUCAGUUUAGCUUAGCCACUCGCUUCGUUUUCGUGCUUAUUGAGGCUGCCAAGCAGCGGAGAAAUAAAUCUAGAGCCGCCCCCGCCCCCGCCCCCAACUCAAUCGCUUAGACGAAGAUAAUGCGGCUCUUGCUGCUGCUGGGACUGUUGGGACUGUUGGCUCUGGCCUUGGCCAGGCCCAAGCAGAUGCUGCUGAUCGAUUCGGCUCCCUCGGUCGUCUCGUACCAGGGCUCCUCGCAGACGCACACUCGCUUUGUUAUUGCGCCGAUGGGCCGUGCCCUGGGCUAUGUGGAGCCCACGAAUGUGAAUCGCACCUUUCAUACAAACUCCAGCUCCACUAGCCUCUCAGCUGGCCAUGAAGUACUCCAAAUUCGACCCGUCUAUGUGCCCUGAGAGUAUUUGUAGUCGAAUGUCAUUGAGCUAGGCUGUGUGUUAUACGUAUAGGUACAUAAGUAUUGUAAGGGGUACGAACCUACUCGGAAAUAUACUGAAAUAACCUAAAUUUUAUAUCAUA